AUGUCAUUUGUCACUGUCAAAACUGAACUCUAACCUCCGGUUGUUGAGUUUUAAUAAAAAUUGUCAUUUUUAAUUUACAUUGUUAAAAUUAAAUUGGAAUAAUGGCAUUCAAUUUUCCAGCAUUUUCUUAUAUAAUUGCUUUAAUAGUCGACGCCUUUUUGAUAUUUUUCUCGCUAUUUCACGUGAUAGCAUUUGAUGAAUUAAAAACUGAUUACAAAAAUCCUAUUGAUCAGUGUAAUAGUCUAAACCCGCUUGUGUUGCCAGAGUACCUGCUCCAUCUCCUCUUCAACAUCUUGUUUGCUGCAUCGGGAGAAUGGUUUUCCCUUUGCCUGAAUAUACCUUUGAUUGCCUACCAUAUCAAUAGGUAUCGUACGCGUCCUGUGAUGUCAGGUUAUGGAAUAUACGAUCCUACGAGCAUCAUGAACGCAGAUGUACUUACAAGGUGCCAAAGAGAGGGAUGGGUCAAGCUCGCCUUCUACCUACUCAGCUUUUUCUACUACCUCUACGGAAUGAUAUACGUGUUAAUUUCCAACUGAGACUUGACGGCCAGCACGACCGUACGACAAGACAUUUUCGAACAGUAAAAUCAUUAGUUUUAGUAACAAAUACAAAGACAGAUGGGAAUUCGGUUCUCGAUAUUAUGCAGAGUAUUUACCUGAUGAUGAACACUUAUUGGAGGAUAGAAACGCAUAAUUUGCAGAACUGACUUACCCAUGUAAUGGACAGGUAUGAUGGAAACGUAUGUACUUUAAUGUUUUGUUAGUAUUUUUACGAGAGAAGCUAAGUAGGUUUGUGAAGAAUUAGUUAUUUGUUGUACUCGAUACUUUUUAUUAACUCAUUAAUUAAUUAAAUCCUACAAAUACACAACGUAAGAGGCUACAUGAGCGCGUCAGCAAUAUUUUUUUUUUUUUUUUUUUCGGAAGUUCUGCUAACUUUCCACAGUGCGUCGACAGUGACACUAUUACUAUCAAAAACUAAGGCACAGUAUUAUGAUAACAAUAAUUGAGGGGCUUGGAAGUAAAAGGGUUUAGUGCACUUUUUUCAAAUUCUGACCUAAGUACAGAUUCGCAUACCUAAAUGGUAUUAUAACUUGAUGGUAAAUUGAUCUAAGCAUAUUUCGCCCUACAGGCGCCAUCUAGCCAUUACAUUUUGUUCAAUGAAAACAAUUGCAGUUUGCUUUGGUAGUAAACAGGUUUAUCCGUGCUCUUGAACCGUUUUACCACAAAACUAUGUUUAGUAUUCUGUAAAAAUAAAUAGUAAGAAACGGGUUCAAGUGCGCUUGAACCAUUUUACCACAAAACUAUUUUUAGUAUUUUGUAAUGUGUAAACCCAUGUUAAUACAGGAUUAAUUUCAAGUAAAUAAAUAUUAGAUUUGUGACCAAUUUUGAAGACCAAUUAAGUAUUAUGCAACGUGCCAGUUGUAGUUACACUGUGGAUAACAGCUGGAACAAAAAUGAUUAGUAAUAUGUAGUUAACAUCUGCAUUUGAACCGUUUUACCAGUAACAUUUAUCAACACCAUGUACCGAUUCAAGUACAUUUUUUUCAUAAUUGAAAAAAAGGAAGGAUAUAGUAAGGGUUUAUAUUUUUAUCACUUUAUAGUAAAUUGUACACUAGACAAAUUUUAGUUUAAUGACUCCUAGAAUUCAUAAAACUCAAACAACUUUGAAGCUGAUUGUCUCAGAACUACCAAAACUGCACUUAAACCCUUUUACGUCUGGCUCCCUCAAUUAUGAUACUCAUAGGCGCGCUAAAUGUUGCCAAGUCAGUCAAGUUCGGUUUCUUGUUAUAGAUAAUCGAUUUUUAGAAAUUCCAAUGUGACACAAAAUCUAGGCAUGGGAUAAAAAAGUUUAUUUGAAGAAAGUGUAUUUUUUUCUGUUCUUUUUAAUGGCGGUACAGACUCAUUUUCAACGAAAACAUUUCGUUUAUAAAUUCGCAAAAGUCUGUGUGUUAUUGAGUUGCCGCUCCUGCAAUACUCAGAUCAGAUUUAUCGAUGGAUUCUUAUGUAGUUUUUUCUUCUGAAUACAAAUCUGAAAAUGGCAUUUCGAUAUUUCUAACCGUCUUCGAGAUAAUCGACCCCAAAGUGUAAAAUGUGACGUCACAAUCGGGUUAUUUUCUUCCGACACACUACACGUCCAGCUGAAAUCGUUGCUAUUAAGUAGGCUAGUUUUUUAAUCUCGAUUUGUUAAGCAAAGCAUAAUAGGUUAUUUACAUUUGAGUUUGACACUUCGUGAAUGUCAAACUAAAUUUUAAAUUAAGUAUUAAUAAAACAUUAAUGACAUUUAUUUGAUAGUGAAUUUAAUUAUUAUAUAAAAUAAAUAAGAUGUUUAAAAAUACAAUUUGAGUAUAUUUUAAAAGCAAUAAUUUAUUAACAGCUUCAAAAAGGUUUAUACGAGUAGGCGGCCUCCCCUUUAUGAUAAAUGGACUGUUCCAUUUGCUAUGAAAUUAAAAUAUAGUCGGUUCGCUAAACUCGACACAACUGGCUAGUGAUUUUAGUAGGUAAUUUUUUUGUUUUUGCGAAUUUUGCCAAAAUUGACAAAAUUACUAAUUAUUUAGUAAUUAUUAACUAAUUAGUAAUUAUUUUUUGCCAAAUUGACAAAAUUAUUGACUAAAAUCACUAACCAGUUGUGUCUGAGUUUAGCGAACCGACAGUAUAUGAAAGAAUAUUGUUUGGUAUAAACAAUUAUGAUCUGAUAUGUGCAAUUACAUCUUUCUAAUGGAAAAAAAAUAUUUGAAGAUUUUCCUCAAAUUAUGGAUACCAGCAACAUUUUCAUUUAUAACUCUUUUAUUUUUAAUUUGACGAAGAAAAUUUAUUCUUCAUAAAAAGCUCUUCAUGUUCUAAGAUUUAUGAUGCAACCAUCAUAUGUAAAAUUUUAUUAAUUUUAUACGAGGUAUAUAAAAAAUAUGAAUUUCGAUCAAGAAUGAACUGCCUUUAUAGUUCAUAACAUUUAAAUUAGAAUGAUAUAAUUGCACAUUAAAACAUAAUUAUUAAUUCUAAACUACUUUUCAUAAUAGCAAUUUUCCAUAUUAUGAAUUAAAAUACGUAAAUAAAUAAAGUUUUCGUUAUGAUAAUGCUCGCAUUUUCAGCUUGUUUAAUAUUUUAUUUAAUUAUAGUAAUUUCCACACACUAACAUAUUUCUCAAAUUGGGCUCUGUACCGCCAUUCUUUACUAUAUUACGAAUAUAUCUGCCAAAUAUCUCGACAAAAUAUUCAAAAUUAAAGCUGUAAUCUUGGAACGCGUUUUCCGCACGCUGAUGUUGCCUCUUAAUAAUGUAUAAACAUGUUAACAUAAAUUUAUUUGAAUAUGCAAUUCAGGUAUUGUUUUAAGAAUAUUUAUUGCAACUAGUACGCUCAACCUAUGCUAAUGAAAUGUAUUAUCAAUAACUAAAUCGUUCAAGUUAAUCUUAUAACCAAAAAAUAUAAUUUUCAUACCUAAACUUUGGAGUUUUACUUAAGAGAAUAUUGUUUAGACAUGUUUCAGAGAAAACCACCCAUGCAAUUUUAGAAAAUUUUUGUUUUUUUUAUUUUUUUUUCGUAUCAAAUUAAAUCUAUUGUGUAUUGAUUCUGUUACUCUUGUCGCACGUAACCUGACAUUAUCAUUAGUCAUCAUUAUCAUCAUCAUUCAACCCGGAUCUAUCCACUGCUGGAUAUAGGUCUUCCUCAGCCUUUCCAUGUAUUCCUGUUUUGUGUUGUUUGCAUACAGUUUUUGUCGAUCCUCUACUUCGAUAUAAUUCUUGUCUUGGUCUCCAGUGUAUUAUUCGCUGUGUUUAUCUGUUAUCCGACAUUCUAGCUAUGUGCCCUGCCCAGUUCCACUUAAGGGUCAUAAUUCUUUCUAUAGCAUCUGUCACUCCUGUUCUUCGUCUUAUUUUCUUGUUCGUAAUUCGAUCCCUACGAGAAAUGCCGAACAUUGAGCGUUACGUGGCUCUUUGGGUGGUAACACAAAUUUUGUUUCUUACUUUCUUGGUUAUUGUUAAAGUUUCUGCACGAUAUGUAAGUACGAGCAACACGCACUGAUCAAAGACUUUUCUUUUGAGACACAUAGGCAGUUCUGACUUAAGCUUAAGCUCUUCUAAAGCAUUCCUACUAAGCAUACUAGUAAAAAUAUAUAAUAUUAAACAUGUACUAAUUUUAGUGUAUUUGUUUUACGCUCACAUGUAUAUACAAAUCCAUUUUUUUAUUUUUCAUUUUUAAGUAAAAUAAUUUAUUGGACUUAUUUGAUUGUGUAUUGUUCCCAGGUGAAAACACUUAUGUUACUUCCAUAUUUAUUAAAUUAAAUAAAAUUUUGUAAUGAGCAAUAGUUCCAGAUAUAAUUGUUAAACCUCAGAAGUAGUAUCAACCGCUAUCACUACAUAAACAAAGGCAUGUAAUUAACUUUUUUUAGUACCAGUAAACUGAAUUUUUUAAAUUUACUUAAUUUAUUUAAGAUUUUGCAGGUUAAGAUAGUCAAUAACAUAAGAAUUUUGCAAUGUUCACAAUAUUGUUUAUUUCAUAAUAUUUAAAUCAAAAUCUGUAUCGCCUUAUCAUCUGUAAAUAUUUGUAAUAAAAUGUUUUAUUUACA
Messenger RNA from Diabrotica virgifera virgifera (western corn rootworm), 4556 nucleotides. Its product is annotated as protein cornichon. The record is from RefSeq and is a predicted model, not a curated record. The transcript is spliced from 3 exons. NCBI's taxonomy places the organism in Eukaryota, Metazoa, Arthropoda, Insecta, Coleoptera, Chrysomelidae. Gene Ontology annotation, biological process: endoplasmic reticulum to Golgi vesicle-mediated transport. Gene Ontology annotation, cellular component: COPII-coated ER to Golgi transport vesicle; endoplasmic reticulum membrane. Bases 102 to 536 code for a protein of 144 amino acids.